AUGGGGAACCGAACAUCCUCCGCUACUAGUAGUACGAGAGUCUCUAAAUUAGUUGCUACAUUCAAAAAUCUUCGCCUUAGUAAAGGGAAGAAGAAGAGUGCAAGCAGACCUUCCAAAUCACCUUCCGAGCACGAUAGUCCUUACUUUAGAAUCCAGCAACUAACAGGGCAGAUCUUCAAGCUGGAACAUGACCUUCAGAAAUCAAACAAAAAAGUGGAUUUACUAACAGCACAGCUUGCAGAGUACGACGUACUUUUGGCUCAUGCCCAAAAUCGCAGUGCUGACACCCCCUCCUCAAGACCCCCAAAAUUCCAAAUCGAGGAGCGACGAUCCGAACAAGAUACUUAUUCCGUGAGUCCCAAAAUGAAUGCGCCCCGUGUAUGGAUCGAUGACCUUUGGCUCUGCAAUGAUACUGAAAAUACUCCAAUCCAAGAAGCGGAAGCCUACUGGAAAAAUGGAUCUCCCAAAAAUGCGCUAGAGAUGGUUUCCCAAGCGAUCGACUCGAACCCUUUCUUAUCCCCUGCCGAAGAAAUUCGCUGCCGGGUGUUUGGUGCUGCGGUGUUGCAUUCUAUGGGGCAAUUUGGAGUUUCCAAUCGUCGCCUGGAGGUAAUCUUGGAAACGGUCGCUCGUUACUCUAUACUUGAUGAUCCGCUUUGUAAAGAUCUUGUUGGUAUUGUUUAUUAUGUAUUUGGGAGAAAUUUGUUGGAGAUCGGUCGGUUUUCUGAGGCAUAUUACUUAUUUUCACGAGCACUUGGAACAUCUGGGUACCAUGAAAAGACUCGUGAAUACCAAAAAUCUGCCAUUGUGGAAUUUACUCGUCAAUCUGCAAUGUCAGAUCGUGCUUCUCUAUCAUCUUCUCUUCGUCCUGUUGUGAGCGUUACAGAAUAUGAUUCAUCUGAGGAGUUUUCCUAA
Messenger RNA from Penicillium angulare, 912 nucleotides. RefSeq lists its product as uncharacterized. Lineage: Eukaryota; Fungi; Ascomycota; Eurotiomycetes; Eurotiales; Aspergillaceae. The transcript has a single exon. The record is from RefSeq and is a predicted model, not a curated record. Gene Ontology annotation, molecular function: protein binding. Bases 1 to 912 code for a protein of 303 amino acids.